UUUCAAAUCAACAAGUGGCGAGGAGCGGCACGACAAUCACGUGACUGACAGCGCUUCUGGUUUCCGUUAGAUUUGGGAAAGAUGAUGUAGCUGGCCUUGGGUAGGAUUUCUUUUAUCAAAGAAAAGCGCUGUUAACAAAAGAAAAGGCAUGGGCAGAAAGUUACAACAGUGAACGGUAGAAUAAUGCAGAAAUCGUCGUAGUCUUAGAAACCAUGGCUAUAAGGGAAUUGAAAGUCUGUCUUCUUGGGGAUACGGGAGUGGGGAAGUCCAGUAUUGUGUGUCGUUUUGUACAGGACCAUUUCGACCACAACAUAAGCCCAACAAUAGGUGCAUCAUUUUUGACAAAGACCGUCCCCUGUGGAAAUGAACUACACAAAUUCUUGAUUUGGGACACAGCGGGACAAGAACGGUUUCAUUCAUUGGCCCCGAUGUACUACCGGGGAUCGGCUGCCGCUGUCAUUGUUUAUGACAUCACCAAACUGGACUCUUUCCAGACCCUCAAGAAAUGGGUGAAGGAACUAAAAGACCAUGGCCCUGAGGACAUUGUGGUGGCCAUAGCAGGGAACAAGAAUGACCUGGGGGACAUCAGGGAAGUUCCAAUGAAGGAAGCCAAGGAAUUUGCGGAGUCUAUUGCAGCCAUUUUCAUCGAAACCAGUGCAAAGAAUGCAGUCAAUGUGGAGGAACUCUUUCAGAAAAUCAGUCGGCAGAUUCCGCCUUUGGAUCCCCAGGACGUGGACGCACCAGAGACCUUCAAACUGACCCGACAGCCGCCUCCCUCCAGUAGGAGGUGCUGCUAGUGAGGGGUGCACAGGGGAAGGUUUGCAGGCCACACGGGACGACUCAGACCUCAGCAUGUUCCGGUUUGACCAGCGUGCGCUUACACAGCCUGCCGGCGUACCCCCCUGUGGGGUGAGAAAGAGUGAGUCCCAACUGGGUAAACCCAGGAUCAAAGAAUCAAGAUGGUAGAGUUUCCCACCAAUGCAAGACACAGCACUUCAUAGGGGCUGAAAGUAGAGCGGCAGUCUAUCACAAGAGUCAAUUCAGCUUGAAAUGUAAGAAACGUGACCUCAGAACUCACCUGGCUGCUGUUUAAUGUGCAAAUGAUUACAUCCAGCCUACACUGGAACCUAGCAGUACUACAUCCAAACAUUCCUUAGAUAGAAUAAAUAAACCUAAAAGCAUAUCCAUGCACAUGGAGGUCUUUGCACCAUGAUACAUAGCCUUGUAUUGUACCUUACCCUCUUUAUGUGCAUCACAGUUUAACAUCAAUAACAAAUACUGUUAUACUAUAAAUAAUUAUUGGUGAUAUUAUGUAAAUGUGAAAUCAGAAUUGAUUCUUUUCAUAAGUAUGGUAGAUGAAGCAUUGGUACCCAAGUGUGACCUUUUUCAGGUAUAAGUGUGGAUCUUCUUUCAGGUAUAAGUUUUGUUCUUUGUCCUCAACUCUUGGUGGACCUGUGAAGAUCUCUGGUUUGGAGAUCUGUGGAUUUUUAGCAUUUUAUGUCCUUUCAGAAGGUACCAGUGAAGGACCAUAGCAGUUGGCCAGUCAUAGCACAAAACAAAAUACUUCUGGUCUGAGGCUUAGUUUCACUGAUUUAUUCUGAAUUGACCCUUGCAGUCAGGAAUCUCACCAAACUGAACUGGGCCCUGAGUUUGUUUGCAGAUUGUCUGCAGGAUCACCUUGAUAGUACACAGUAGUCAGAACUGCCAGUUCUUAUCUUUAUGAGUAACCAGAAGCAUUUGCUGUAAGAGCAGAAUUUAAAUGACCAAGAUCUUCCCUACUCCUGUUAUAAUCCCUAUGGCACAUCACAGGAAAGGUCUUCUUGUUCUUUUCCACACAUUGUCCGCUUUUUAAAUUCUAUUAAUAACACAAUAAACCACGUUGCGGGGAAGUGUACUACAAAAAUAUUUUCCAUUCGAUUUUACUGUUACAAAAGUGUUCUUUGCAUAGUAUAAAAUAUUUGUGGUUCAAAACAGAUGAAAAACUGUUACAAUAUCUGAUUUAUCCCUAUGCUCAGAGAUAUGUAUUCAUGCAGAGUAGUUAUUGGCCAGCCUUUUAAGUGCUUUGUCUUUAAUUGUCCCCUUUUUCUUUUUAAACUCAACGAGAAAGAAAGUGCUGUUGUAUCUGUAAUACACCUUAGUCACAUGUUGAAACUAAUCAAACCGACACUUUUCACUGGUUUGUCCUGUAUUCAUGUUAAACAGUCUACGAGUCAGGGGUUAACUGUUGGCACUGGUAUUGUGAGAUCAUGGAAAUACAGAUUACAAAUCAUAGUUUAUAUGUUUGUGUGUAUGUGUGUUUGUGUGUUUUCAGGAGCUGCAGUAAUUCACAAACAGGACUUUUCUGUAAAUUAAAUUUUGUUAGUGGAACUUAAGUGAUGUCAAACUUACAUCAUGUAUAUACAGUACAUGUAUAAUUCAUGCUGUAUCAUGUGCCUUGCAUGUAUGUGCCUUUCCCUGGUUAAGUGGGAAAAUAUUUUGCAGGCCAGAUGGCCUUUGUUUUCUCUUACAAUUUACAGAGUAUGCUUGUUAGCUUAGCCAAGUUCCCUCCUUAAAAGUGGGACUUCAGUAAUGUUAGUUGUGCAUUCUUGUAGUAUUUUUUUGGCAUGUGUAUCUGUGAAAAAUAAUGGCAGUCAGAAUAAAGAUGGCCACCUGCUGGCAGGCAUCCAUAAUGCAGGACAAAAACCCACUGCCAGUAUGCUGAUAGAUUGUUCCGAAGCUGUGUUAUGAAUGUCUAGUGUUGAAGGAUUGGGUCCCAUGGCAGUAUUUGUUGUGAAUAUAGGAAACAAAACAAAGGCACUUUACUCUCAGAAGACAUUAGAUGCAACUUGUUGAUAAUAAUUCCCCACAGUGUUCUUACAGAUACAUUUGGGAUUCGUUAUGCCCUCAUACACACACAUUUGUGAAUCAUUCAAUGUUUUAGUCCUUCUUAUAUAUGAUUAAUUGUGCCUUAUAGCCACUGGUCUGAGAUAAUUUAUGGUUUUUGCUACUCAUUUUGGAUCUAUGCUUUACAUUCAUACAUUAUUCAUCCAAUAUAUCUCUUGCUUAUACAUAUGUUACAAUAUUCCAUACAGCCAUUUAUUUUUGCUGUUACAUUAUUUUUUGAAUGGAAAUGUAAGCAGUUCCAAAGUGACAAUAAGCAAAGCCAGUGCUGCCAUGCCUGUAUAGUUUCAAUGAUCUCAUUCAUGUAAAGUGAAAGAGAAAUCAAAAACUGCCAAUGUCACCAGUGUGUUUGUGAUUAAGCUGAUUCAUAAAAGGGUAAAUCAGAUACUAUCACCACACUGUUGUCUUAAUCAUCUAGUAAAGGGAGUGUGAAACACUGCUCUGCCCACUUGUGGGAUUUGUUAACUCAUUUGUGUUCUGGUUAAGAACAGACUAAAUCAAGGAGUGGAGACUUCUUAAUAGAAAGGCCUGGACUUGACUUACCGCCUUGAAGUCGAACCGGAUACACACACAUCAGCUUCUGCCAUUUGGCUGCCGGUGGGGUGCUUCAGCCUCCUUUUUGUAUUGAUUCUGUUGGCAAAAUUACUCCCCACACAUAAGGCCUUUGAAGCUCAGUGCUCAUUUGUAAACACACCGGUUGAACAAGCCCUUGGGAUACAUUUAGAGUACAUGGUUUUUAUGCAUUUACUGCUUUUCAGAUUACCAGACAACUCUCUCUAUUCCCUUCAUCUUUGUGGAAACCCAGAUAGCAGUGUAUAUUGGAAUUGUUUGAAAUGCCAUUGAGGGUUUGCAUGACUUAAGAUAUGACAAAUAUAUUGAAAAUGUAUUCAUAAUAAAAUGUAUAAAGUAUAGAAAAGUAUUUUAAUCUGAAAGUGGAAUGGAAUUGGAUUAAUAUUUUAAGAUAAUAAUUGUUUUGUUGUACUUACUCAUCAUGUCCUGAUAAUGUCUUUUUUUAGACAUGAAAACCAAUAAAAAAAUGACUGCUGUAGACACUCUGGUGGACUGGUGCCACGUGUGUUUCAGUCAGAAAAACAGCAAUUGAUAGGUUUUAACUUGCACGUUAGUCACAUUAAUCCCUUUUUUGUAAUAUUUCCGGACAAGGUUAACAUUUUAUAUUAAUCUUUGUGGUAAUAAACUGGUAGUAUUUCUACA
Anguilla rostrata (American eel) is the source of this 4092-nucleotide messenger RNA. RefSeq names its product ras-related protein Rab-31-like. Lineage: Eukaryota; Metazoa; Chordata; Actinopteri; Anguilliformes; Anguillidae. Gene Ontology annotation, biological process: vesicle-mediated transport. Gene Ontology annotation, molecular function: GTP binding; GTPase activity. The transcript has 7 exons. The record is from RefSeq and is a predicted model, not a curated record. The coding region runs from base 213 to 797 and encodes 194 amino acids.